CGUUCCGGUUAAAACUCAGGUUUUGCUAGGGUUUUAGAGGGUGAGUCUCUUUGUUCUUCCUUUCUUCCUUUCUUCCUUUCUCGUAUCCGUUGAAGAGCCUCUUACGGCUUUCAUGGCUUCGAGCGACUCUCCUGUUCCUCUCCCUGCUCCAUCUUCAACAUCAUCUAGGGUUAGCUCAGGAAUCGUUGGAAAAGCGGUUGAUGCGCUUCUGAAAUGGAAUGAAUCAAAGAAGAAAAAGCUGGAGAAAGCCCAGUUGUUAGAGCAAGAUGACUUCCUCUAUCUCAUUCUAACCCUCAAGAAGAUCCCUGCAAAUGGUCGCACAAACCCUUACAAGAUCCCUCUAUCACACCCUCUCCACUCCCCAGAAGAGGAACUCUGUCUCAUCAUCGACGAUCGCUCCAAAAAUCGUCUCACCUCUGAAGCCGCCAAAAAGAAAAUCCAGGCCGAAGGAAUCCCCAUCUCGAAGGUCCUCAAGCUUUCUAAGCUUAAAACAGAUUAUCGCCCAUUCGAGGCCAAGCGCAAGCUCUGCAGCUCCUAUGAUCUCUUCUUUGCCGAUAAACGGAUCAUUCCUCUCCUUCCAAAGCUAUUGGGGAAAGAGUUCUUCAAGAAAAAGAAGAUUCCUAUACCAGUCGAUUUAACCCACCAGAACUGGAAGCAGCAGAUUGAGUAUGCUUGUGGGUCUGCUCUUCUGUUCUUGAGGACCGGCACUUGUAGCGUUCUUAAGAUCGCUAGGGUCUCUCAGAGCCGAGACGAGAUUGUUGCUAAUGUUGUUUCUGCCAUUGAUGGGACUACGGAGAUCAUACCAAAGAAGUGGGCAAAUGUUCGUUCUUUUCACUUGAAGAUGUCUGAGUCUCUGGCAUUGCCGCUUUAUCAGUCUGUUCCUGAUAUGGUUUUGAAAAUUGACGGGAUUAACAAGAAAGAAGAGAGUAAAGAAGAAUUAUCUGCUGGGGAGUCUGGGAAGGAUGCUAAGCUGAAGGAUGGGAAGAAGUCGGGAAAGAAGAAACUCGCGAAGAAAGGGAGGAUCCAUGAAGUUCGAUACAUGGAUAAUAAUCCUGACGAGUUGCUGGGAGGCGAUGAAUUGGGUGGCGAUGAGGAUUCUGACGAUGGCGAGGAUAAUGAUAGUUAUGAUUUGGGCACUGCUGAAUUGACGGGGAAAAAGCGGAAGAAAGUGCAUCGGGUGAAGGAGGACAGUGUUCUUAAUGAGUUGAAUGGUGAGAAACAACCAAAGAAACCAGAGAAGGUGAACAAGGGGGAUGCUGUGAAAAAGAAGAAGGGCCGAGUUUCUUCAGAGAGUGGGAGUGAAGCAGCAGCAGUUGACCAUGAAACCAGUGGUGCCAUGAAUGUUGCUGAUGGACCAAAGAAGAUUAAAAAAGGUAAACUUGGGAAGUUGGAGGGUGUUGAAAUGAAGAUUAAGUAUAGGAAGAGUACUAGUAAACAAACGUAAGGCACCAUGGUUUAGGCUAGCCUUAUCUAUCAGCUGGGGUGCCCCCUCCCUGUAAUCAAGUACGCCUGUGUUCUAGAAGUCCUCUGCGGUUUUUAUUUAUGCAAUCAAUUUUGGUAUUUUGUUGUCAUUCCUUUUUAUUAGUUUAUUAGUCAGUGAUUACUGUAAGCAACUGAGAUUUGAUGAUCAGAGUUACUAUGCAACUUAAUGGAAAUAUAAUCUUUAACUCCA
Molecule: messenger RNA, 1672 nt
Organism: Macadamia integrifolia
Lineage: Eukaryota; Viridiplantae; Streptophyta; Magnoliopsida; Proteales; Proteaceae
Product: putative ribosome biogenesis protein C8F11.04
Exons: 1
Coding region: 113-1444 (443 amino acids)
Cellular component (GO): 90S preribosome
Source: RefSeq, a predicted model, not a curated record